ACAAUUCCAGAAAUAUCUGUUCCAUACCUACUCACUCAUAAAGUAGAUGUUUUCAUAUUUCGGUUGGUGGAAGGGGGUUGAAACAGGUAGUCGGCCUCUGUGCAAAAUCUGCCCCGAUCGGCCCAGUCGCCAAGCUCGUUUCGUUCGUGUUCCUUCUCUCUUAUUGUGUUUAGUGCUCUCACUCUGACGACAUGGCAGACAUCUCAAAAGAGGAUCUUCGCAAAGAAAUUGCCGCCAUCUUAAAAGAUGCCGACCUGUCGUCGACGUCCGCCAAAAAGGUAAGGCAAGAACUCGAAGAGAAACUGGACACUAGCUUGCAGUCAAGGAAAAAGGAAAUCGAUGAUUUAGUCAUGGAGUUCGUGAGCUCUAAGCAAGACAAGAAGAAGGGAAAGAAGGGAGAUUCCGAUAACGACGAGGAUGAAGAAGAAGAGGAGGAGGAGGAAGAAGAGGAAGAGCCUUCUGAGGACGAAAAGAAGAAGAAGCGUUCUUCAACCGGAAAGAAACCUGCAGCCAAGAAGGCCAAGAAAGGUUCCGAUGACGAAUCCGCCAGUGAACAGAGCGAUGGGGAUUCUGAAGAAGAAUAUUCACCGAAAAAGUCUAAGCCAAUCAAGACACGUAAACUUCCCCCCAAGAAGAAGAAGGGUUCCGAGUCAGACUCUGAUGAAGAUUGGGGCAAGAAGAAGGGAAAGAAAGGCGGUGGCGGAGGAGCCAAAAAAGGAGGUGGUGGUUACACCAAACAGAUGACCCUAUCUCCCGAGCUUGCUGCCCUCGUCGGACAAGACUCAAUGGCCCGGCAUGAAGUCGUAAAGAAAGUAUGGGCGAUUAUCAAAGAAAAAGACCUCUACGACCCUAAAAACAAACAGUACGCAAUUUGCGAUGAUGCUCUGAUGAAGGUAAUUGGAGUUAAGCGAUUCCGGACCUUUGGAAUGAUGAAAUACCUGAAGACCCAUUUCAUCAGCUAAGCUGCAUUCGUAGCGUGUACAUUUGACUAGCGCCGUGUAUCGGCAACUGUUUUUUCCCCUUCCAGAUUUGAAUUUCGUAGUUUGGUGUCCAACGUCGCGCUAGUCGAGUCGAUUUCAUGUUGAUAGAAUUCAAAUAUUUUUUUAUUAUUAAGCUAUCGAACUGAUGACCAUAGUUUUUAAGUUUUAGGCCGUACAUUUUUUUUUCUUUUGAGUUAUCGUAAUGUAUUGGUAACAUUUGCGGUUUAGUUGAUUGGCGUAAUUUGUGCACUUGUAAAUGUUUCGAAAUGUAUUACAUACAUUCAAAAUUUUUAUUCAAUAAAGUACUUUAACGUG
Leptinotarsa decemlineata (Colorado potato beetle) is the source of this 1295-nucleotide messenger RNA. RefSeq names its product upstream activation factor subunit spp27 homolog Non2 (gene Non2). Lineage: Eukaryota; Metazoa; Arthropoda; Insecta; Coleoptera; Chrysomelidae. The record is from RefSeq and is a predicted model, not a curated record.